Messenger RNA from Xenopus laevis (African clawed frog), 3806 nucleotides. RefSeq names its product dehydrodolichyl diphosphate synthase subunit L homeolog (gene dhdds.L). Gene Ontology annotation, biological process: dolichyl monophosphate biosynthetic process; polyprenol biosynthetic process. Gene Ontology annotation, cellular component: endoplasmic reticulum membrane; endoplasmic reticulum; dehydrodolichyl diphosphate synthase complex. The record is from RefSeq and is marked provisional. Lineage: Eukaryota; Metazoa; Chordata; Amphibia; Anura; Pipidae. Gene Ontology annotation, molecular function: ditrans,polycis-polyprenyl diphosphate synthase [(2E,6E)-farnesyl diphosphate specific] activity; transferase activity, transferring alkyl or aryl (other than methyl) groups.
CAUGAUGUCACCAAGUUCCUUUCCGAAGAAGGAAGCAGAAGCUACCUUUCUGUAAGACUAGAGAAGCUGCUAGGAUUCUGCAGUGGAUUGUCGCCAUGUCGUGGAUACGAGAUAAAGAAUUGUCUUUGAUUGAACGUCUGUGCGCGAAUGUGCUAAAGGCUGGUCCAAUACCUAAGCAUGUUGCUUUCAUUAUGGAUGGGAACAGACGCUAUGCCCAGAAGUGCCAUGUGGAAAGACAGGAAGGUCACUCACAAGGCUUUGAAAAACUUGCUGAGACUCUCCGCUGGUGUUUAAACUUGGGCAUAUGCGAAGUGACAGUGUAUGCAUUCAGCAUUGAGAACUUUAAGCGUUCAGCAGAGGAAGUGGAGGGUUUGAUGGAGCUGGCUCGUCAAAAAUUUACCCGUCUACUGGAGGAGAGGGAGAAGUUGGAAAAGCAUGGUGUAUGUAUCAGAGUGCUGGGUGAUUUGACCUUACUUCCCCUGGACAUUCAGAAGCUGAUAGCACAAGCCAUGCUGGAGACCAAGGCCUACUCUAAGUGUUUCCUAAAUGUUUGCUUUUCUUAUACGUCCCGACAUGAGAUCAGUAAUGCUAUACGAGAGGCAGCCUGGGGAGUGCAGGAGGGACUACUGGAUCCAAGGGAUGUAACAGAGUCUCUUCUGGACCAGUGCCUUUACACUUCUAAAUCUCCAGAACCAGACCUUCUAAUCCGUACCUCUGGAGAGGUUCGUCUGAGUGACUUCCUUCUGUGGCAGACGUCCUAUUCCUGCUUGGUAUUUCAAUCUGUACUGUGGCCAGAAUAUACAUUUUGGAACCUUUGUGAAGCUGUUUUGCGUUACCAAUACAACUACAGUAACAUCCAGAAGGCCAAGGAGCUGCAUCAUCGACAGAGAGCAAGGCUUCAGCUAGAAAGUGACCAAUCCUGGGUGCAGGAAACUCUAUGGAAUAAAGAGUACUCUAAUGCAGAAGAAGACUUAAUUCUCUUCCAAAAGCUACUGCAGAAAUGUAAAGCUGGGAGGGAGAAAAGGACGCAGGAUUUUAUAUGUGCUCUGGAGAAAAAAAGAACUGAUCUCCUUCAAACUCUCUGUGCAUCUUAACAGGGAAGUGGCCAGAGAGUGUUGGGUUUAGAACACUGCAUUUAUAUACGUUUGUGAUCAACCUAGGACUUACACACCUCACAUCUGCUGUGCAUAGUCCAAAAGCAGGAAAAGCAUAUCCAGUCUCUGUCAGGUGAAUGCUUUGCCGAUACAAUGGGCCCACAUACCUGUUGCAUUUCAGAUUUGUCAUAGAUAUUUAGAAAGGGUAGAAAAUGGGUUCCAUUUGAGGCUGUAAGCAUCUAAUUAUCUGUCCUUUAGGCAGCUGUAUAUCACUUUUCCUGGAUUUUCCACAAUCGGUUUUAAACAGCAGAGCCUGCUCUUGAGGGACCUAUAUAGUAGGCAUAUUUUGGACCAAUGUUCAAUUAAAUGACAUUCAGCAGUUAUGCUGAGUUAAGUCUUUACCUGACUUUACUUCACUUUUUUUAUUGUUCCUUGGAAGUGUAUUUUCUGUGAUACCUGCUUUGCACUAAUUAGGCCACAUGUUCUUACCCUGUCCCUAACCACUAGUUGUCAAAGUUUUUCAGAUCAAGCCCAUUUGAAACUCCAGCCUUUGGUCAAAGCCUCCCUUAUAUCAUAAAAGGAGUACAGAUAUAAGAAAAUCUAAGUUUGUUUAUUCAGGCAUAGUAUCAAGAAUAUGGAUGAUGUGUAUUUGACAGCAAAUACAUAGCAUCCAAACUUUCACCUUUAAAGGAGAAGGAAAGGUUAAAACUAAGUAAGCCUUAUCAGACAGGUCCUCCUUAAUAUACCAGUAAACCCUCAAAGUAAUGCUGCCCUCUGUCAAAAGAAACUGCAUUUCUUUCCUUCUAUUGUGUAUACAUGGGCUUCUGUAUCAGACUUUCUGCCUUCAUCUUAAACCUCCUUGCCCCGGUCGUGAGCAUGCUCAGUUUGCUCCUCUUCCCCCUCCCUUCUCUGCUUUAAUCUGAGCCCAGAGCUAAAAGUGAGCAGGGACAGACUCGGGCAGGAAGUGAUGUCACACCAAGCUAAUACUGAAACUGCUAUCCUAAACAAACAGAGAGCUUCUAGAGCUUUUUACCCAGGUAUGGUAAUGCAUUCUACAGAAUAAAUAAAGCAUUCUAGCUUGCACUAUUGCAGCUAAUCUAUUGGCAGUAAAAUGCCUCCGUAGCUUUCCUUCUCCCUUAAUUUACCUUCAAGCUGGACUUUCAGGUUUAUCUAGAACAGGGGUGCCCAAAAGGUAAAUCGGUAUCUACCAGUAGACCUUUAGAUGGUAAUCAGUAGAUCUCAAGACUCUGUCAACAAACAGCUUGACUAAAUUACCCUCCUAUUUCAUGGUUUUUCAUUCAGAUAUUUAUUAUGUUAAGGUUACAGAAGAAGUAGUUUUUAUACAUAUAGCAAUAUACAAUUUCUUAUAAAAUCAAUAUCUAAGUAGUAUUUUAAUGGACAGAAUGCUAACAAUGCUAUUCUGGAUGUAGAUCAUAAUAGGACAUCACUAAAAGUAGACCUUGCAUUAGUAAAGUAUGGGUACUCCUGAUCUAGAAGAUCAAAUAACUAAUCUUGCUGUAACUGGCCUUUAGGCUGAGCCCCCAGUGCUGCAAGGCCUGACCUCGGGGUAAUCUCAAGAGUUUUGGGGCAACUGCUGUAGACAAUUAGUUGAUGGGUAAUUCUGACUGACACCUGUGCUGUGUAGAUAUCCUGAAACAUGCACUGCUGGUAAAGGAUAUAAGAAUCAUUAACUUAGAUCUUUUUCCCAGCUAGGGGUUGUUCAUAUUUUAGCUAACUUUUUACUAUGAUGUAGAGCGUGAUAUUCUGAGACAGGUUGCACUUGGUCUUUUUUAUUAUUAUGUGUUCAUCUUUAAUUAUGAAGCUUUUUGUGCAGCAGUUCUUCUGUUGGUAAUUUCAGAAGCUAUCUGGUUGGUAUGUCCAAAUUACUGUAGCAUCCAAGCAGAGGUAUGAGUGUGAGAUUGAAAUGUGAAAAGGACCAUCUGCUUUGGUCAUAGAGUAAUAAACAGUAAUAGAUGAACUUGCAGUUCUGAUAAAAUUUGGAGGCUGCCUUUAACUAGUCUUGAUUAUAUACUAAUAAAGGGCAGCUAAAACUUGAAGUAAUUUUGUGUCUAGCAAGCAAGUAUUUUUUUUUAAGCUAGGAUUGACCUCUCUCUAUGCCUCCCCCACUAUACAUUCUCUGGUAUUGGAGCAGAGUUGUUACAGCUUCUUUCAUAUUAAAGCAGACCUUUUAGGGCAUAAUGAAGCUAUGAAAUAGAAAAAUUCACAGAUUACCAAGAUUUAAUGGGAUACUGCCCAUUAAUUAAACUCUUGCUGGCUUGCAUAAAGCCACAAAAGAGGACCAAGCAUUUAGCCAUUUAUGGCCCUAUAGUAGAAACCUGAGUGGGUCUGUUUUUACAGACCCGUGCCCAAUUCCUACCCUCUUACCUGCAUUCUUUUCCCAGCAAGUUAUACCCGCCCGGCCCCUGACAUGCGCAUCACGGACCUUGGAAGUGACCACACUAAAGAGCAUUUUUGCCUGGAGGAGUAAUACAGAUUUUACUUUUUGUUUCCAAAUGGCUGCCGAACUGCAUCUAAAGGGUGCCUGCGGACCACCCGCAUGUUUGGGACAUGAAGGAUAUUCCCACUGAGUCCGACUGCAGGUACCCAAUCCGCGGAAAGGCUCUUCCCUAUGAUGCUGCUAAACAGCUUGAAUAGAGGUUCCUACAUCAUACACCCCCUUUGAUAAAGAUAAAAAACCGAAAAAAAAAAAAA